AUGACUUUGCAGAAUGUCUAUUAUAAUAUAACACAAAGCAUAUAUUCUCAAUUAUGGAAUCAUUUGUCUCAAGCAAAGAAAAUUGGAGAAACAACUCUUCAUACUGCAGUAUCUUUUAAAGGAUAUGAAUUUCUUCUUUCGCAUGGUGCCAAUGUUAAUGCAAAAGGUAAAAAACAACAGCCUGCUCUUCAUUUGGCAGUAAAGGAAAAUAAGCUUCGAUUCUUAUUUAUGAUUCAAAUAAUGCUCGACAUCAGAAACAGAACUAAUCAUUUGAUAGGGAUUAACAUCUUUCCGUCAAAUACUAGACCGUUUCGCUCGCCUGACAAAAAAUCAGAAAAAUGUGAAUUUCUUAUUUCAUUUACUGAAAUUAGUUACUAUUAA
Molecule: messenger RNA, 381 nt
Organism: Trichomonas vaginalis G3
Lineage: Eukaryota; Parabasalia; Trichomonadida; Trichomonadidae
Product: proteasome regulatory particle assembly
Exons: 1
Coding region: 1-381 (126 amino acids)
Molecular function (GO): protein binding
Source: RefSeq, a predicted model, not a curated record